Molecule: messenger RNA, 1206 nt
Organism: Dovyalis caffra
Lineage: Eukaryota; Viridiplantae; Streptophyta; Magnoliopsida; Malpighiales; Salicaceae
Source: the annotation of a GenBank genome assembly
AUGGCUGCUGCUGAGAUAAAGCCGAGAGAUGUUUGUGUCGUUGGUGUUGCCCGUACACCGAUGGGUGGCUUUUUGGGUUCACUGUCAUCUUUACCUGCGACCAAGCUUGGAUCUGUAGCUAUUGAAGCUGCUCUUAAAAGGGCCAAUGUUGAUCCUUCAACUGUAGAAGAAGUGUUUUUUGGCAAUGUUCUCAGUGCAAAUUUAGGACAGGCUCCGGCUAGACAGGCUGCAUUAGGUGCAGGAAUUCCCAAUUCAGUAGUUUGCACCACUGUUAACAAAGUUUGUGCUUCAGGGAUGAAAGCAACCAUGCUUGCAGCCCAAAGUAUCCAGUUGGGUAUUAAUGAUGUUGUUGUUGCUGGAGGCAUGGAAAGCAUGUCCAAUGUCCCUAAAUAUCUGGCUGAAGCAAGGAAGGGUUCCCGACUUGGACAUGAUUCAAUUGUUGAUGGAAUGCUCAAAGACGGGCUGUGGGAUGUUUAUAAUGAUUAUGGCAUGGGAAAUUGUGCUGAAUUAUGUGCAGAUACUCAUUCAAUCCCCAGGGAGGACCAGGAUAACUACGCCAUCCACAGCUUUGAGCGUGGUAUUGCUGCAAAAGAUAGUGGUGCCUUUUCAUGGGAAAUUGUUCCGGUUGAAGUUUCUGGUGGAAGAGGAAGACCUUCUACAAUUGUUGAUACGGAUGAAGGUUUAGGAAAGUUUGAUCCUGCAAAAUUGAGGAAGCUCCGACCAAGUUUCAAAGAAGCUGGAGGCUCAGUUACUGCUGGCAAUGCCUCUAGCAUAAGUGAUGGUGCUGCUGCUUUAGUUCUAGUGAGUGGAGAGAAGGCAAUUAAGCUUGGAUUGCAAGUGAUUGCAAAGAUUACAGGAUAUGCUGAUGCUGCUCAGGCACCAGAGCUUUUUACAACUUCUCCAGCCCUGGCCAUACCUAAAGCUCUUUCAAAUGCAGGCUUGGAUGCUUCCCAAGUUGAUUAUUAUGAAAUAAACGAAGCCUUUGCUGUUGUGGCUCUUGCAAAUCAGAAAUUGCUUGGACUUGAUCCAGAAAAGGUCAAUGUACAUGGUGGAGCUGUAUCCUUGGGACAUCCACUAGGUUGCAGUGGAGCUCGUAUCUUGGUCACACUUUUGGGGGUAUUGAAGCAGAAACAAGUUAAAUAUGGUGUUGGUGGUGUUUGCAAUGGAGGUGGUGGUGCAUCCGCACUAGUUGUAGAGCUUCUGUAG